Parastagonospora nodorum SN15 is the source of this 1050-nucleotide messenger RNA. RefSeq lists its product as hypothetical. NCBI's taxonomy places the organism in Eukaryota, Fungi, Ascomycota, Dothideomycetes, Pleosporales, Phaeosphaeriaceae. The transcript is spliced from 2 exons. Gene Ontology annotation, molecular function: oxidoreductase activity, acting on NAD(P)H. Bases 1 to 1050 code for a protein of 349 amino acids. The record is from RefSeq and is a predicted model, not a curated record.
AUGUCUCGAGUCCGAUACAACAAUUCUGUUGCUCUUCCCGCAACGCAAACCGUGAUCAAACAAAAUGAGGACGGGUUACUUACAAUCCAGAAGGACUUUCCCCUCCCGGAGAUUCGCUCAGAUCGCCUUCUGGUCAGAGUCGAGUACGUCGCCAUUAAUCCUUGUGAUUGGAAAAUGUCAGAGCGCUUCCCCGCUCCCGGUGCGGUUGAUGGAUGCGACUUUGCCGGAACCGUUGUUGCACUGGGAAGCGACGUGUCGAAGACUGGACGCUUCCAGGUAGGAGAAAAGGUGUGCGGUGGUGUCCAUGGCUCCAAUCCAAUUGAUCCAACCACGGGCUCGUUUGCUGAGUAUCUGUCUGCCGAUGCGGAGUUUACAUUCAAAGUGCCCGGAUACAUGGGACUCAAAGAAGCAGCUGCCGUGGGUGGCACAGGAAUUGGAACUAUGGGCUUGGCCUUGAGCAAAUCGUUGGGGCUUCCCGGCAGCCCGACUCGACCUGUCGGAGAGACUGAUUCAAAAUAUGUCUUGGUACCCAUCGCCGUCUGCUCGCCCAAGAACUACGACUUGGUCAAGUCAUACGGCGCUGUCAAAGCUUUUGAUUAUCAUUCUCCAACAUGCGCGCAGGAUAUCCGCGCCUACACCAAGAAUCGCCUCGCGCACAUCAUCGACCCCAUCGUCGAGGCCAAGACUAUGCAGCUCUGCUACGCAGCCAUGGGCCGAGCGGGCGGCAAGUACUGCGCGCUUGAAGCAUACGCCGACGAGCUUUGCACACGCAAAGUAGUCAAGCCGGAGCUGGUCAUGGGCAUGGCAAUUUUGGGUCGAAAGGUGGCUCUUAAUCACGGGUAUGGUAGUGAGGCAGAUGCCGGGAAGCGCGCAUUUGGCAUCGAGUGGUACCGCGAGAUGCAGGAUUUGCUCGAUGCCGGCAGGUUAAUGACCCACCCAGUGAGAGUUGUACCAGGUCGCUUUGACGGUAUCAUGAAAGGCUUGCAAAUGUUGAAAACAAAGCAAGUCUCUGGUGAGAAGCUCAUUGUGCAGUUGGGUAGUAAUAACUAG